This is a messenger RNA of Eriocheir sinensis (Chinese mitten crab), 1712 nucleotides long. Its product is annotated as tectonic-like complex member MKS1. Bases 160 to 1695 code for a protein of 511 amino acids. The transcript is spliced from 13 exons. NCBI's taxonomy places the organism in Eukaryota, Metazoa, Arthropoda, Malacostraca, Decapoda, Varunidae. Gene Ontology annotation, cellular component: MKS complex. Gene Ontology annotation, biological process: cilium assembly. The record is from RefSeq and is a predicted model, not a curated record.
ACGAGGCGAGAAAAAUAACUAAAACGAUACAUAGGAAGGAAGAUGGAGGCGUAAAGACCCAAGAGGCGGUACAAAGGCUUGCGGCGGUGCAGUGCAUAAAGAACAGCAACACUCCCACCUCUGCGACUGUGGUGAAUAGGCAGGACAGAGUUCAAUGCAAUGGAGCCUGCUAGAGACCAAUGUGCCUUCUACUUUACUAAGGAUGAUAUGGAAAAUCUUCAGAUUAAAGUCACACUGCAGCAGCUCACUGGGUCGCAGCUGGUGGCUGUGUCCCCUCGAAUUGUGGAGGACACCCAGACAGGAAAGCAGAGUGACGUGCCUCUCGCCUUGCUGCCCACAUCCAGUGCCACUACGAGAGGAACUAAUGCUACCCCACACACACAACAUAUCACUGUCAAGUGGCAACAGAAAUUGAUCAGCGUGUGUGAAGCAGUUGAAUACAGGAGAUCAGUCUAUGCCAAUGACCCAAAGUGUAAGGCAAGACACAAGCAGGCCUUGAAGCGGAAAAAGCAGCAACGUAUCUUCACGUAUGUGCACGAGGAUAAUUACCAAAUACAAGAGCAGCGUGCCACCACCACCUCAAAAAGACUUGAACCAGAGUGUUGCCUGCGGCGAAGAGCUAACAGGGCAAGAGGAAAUGACAGCAUUGAUUCAACUGAACCAAGUGAGAAGAGCAAUGAGAUGGCCCAAGAAAAGAGCAAAAGGAGGCAAGCCAGCACCUUCAAGCAGCAGUACUUCUACAUCAUGGCAGACCUUGCUCCUCAGGAAAGCUUAGGUGAAAGCCGGGUUUAUGAGACCAUCCUGUGUGUGCUGAAGUAUGAUGGGCAGAGCCAGCUGACCGUCACCCCAGACUUCAACACACCCACCACCAAGGCUUACAGACUGGAAAGUUUUGGGUCUGACAACGCCCUGUAUGAGUACCAAAUUGAGAAUGUUUCCCUCACCUGCCCAGCUGAGGAAAGGAACCAAGAAGAGCAGCUGGCAAACCAGCUGGCAAGACAGAGGAUUGAGGAAAUACAGCUAAUGGCUGGUCUAGAGUGGGGGACUGAGCAGGAACCUGAGCGGGGAGAGCUGCGCCUGGUGACUGUGGGGGAGAUUACACGUGCCAUGCACUUCCCUGAGGCAUCCUCCCUCUAUGUGCACUAUGCUCUCUACCUUCCUCCAGGGUGGAGGGCCAACCCAGGAACAGAGUGUGAGGGUUUUACACCAACCUGUUGGGUCAGUCACAGCGACAAGGAGCCAGCAGCCCACUUUUCCUCCCCCUUUUCCCUUGACGUCACCCGCUCCCCAUCAGGACAGGGUUGGCCAAUGCUGCUGCUUGCAGCCUUUUCCCUUGACUGGUUUGGUUGUGACCGAGAUGAGGGAUACGCUGCCUUUACUCUGCCAACACCAGUGGUGCGUGACAAGUGCCAAGAGAAUGAUGGAGUGUAUCAGGUGGGCACCUGGAGGCCAGCACAAGUGUCCUCACUCGCCAAGAUGCGCAGAUUCUUCCUGGGAGGAUGUCAGCUGAUGAGUGACCCUUCAUACCUUGCUGUUGGGACUCCAGCAGCCACUCAGGUGGGCAGAGUGAGUCGCCUGGGUUUCAGCACAUGCACGAGUGGAACAAUAGAGGUGAGGGCAACCACUGUGGCACAAGCAGAUUUUAUUGAGAAAGGUGAGUGUUCAAUACUUUGUGACAUCUUUUUCUUUACAUGAUUUUGCUGCUUGAAUUA